AAAAAGUUGUGAUUGUGCGAAAAUGUAAAAAAUAUACAUCAAAUCCGUAAACAAAAUAUUUUAAACUGAUUGAGUUAUUAUCAUACAUUUUUGUGAUCCCUGAGGCCAUAUAACAAUACUGGAGAAGAACUUCGAUGGUUUUCAUGGUUUGAAGAGGAACUCCCACAAACUCGAAUAAGAAAUGUCUGAAACUAAUAAAUAUAUAUGGGCAUCAAUUCUCUUUAAUCCAUUUUGCCGUCGUAUUGUAUAAUUCUGUUGAUUCCCCAAAAUUUGGUUACUCUACUCGUCAUCAAGCACACAAAUCAGCUAGUAUCAUUACGCAAAAACCUGCGUCUGCUAAUGUGUACGUCUAUUCUGCUUCAUUGCGUCUUUUGCCAUAUCGAUAGGAAAAAGGCUAUUAUAUACACACAUAUCUAUAGAUACUGUAAGAUCAAUAAAUUAUGUUUAUCGAAUAUGUGCAAUCUCUAAAUCGACCGCCGCGAAACAAACAACAGGAAAAUUGUGUCGAAUUUAAUUUAGUUAACAUGGGAUGGAAAAUAACAUUAAGAUAUUCAGCGUGAAUGUGGUGACCUAUUAAUGACUUUAAAAAUCAAUAAAAUAUCGUAAUAAAUAUAUUUUCACACAAAUAUAGAUUAACAUCAAUCUAAGUGUGUCGGCAUGGAAUCCUUGGAACAGCAACUUAUGGAUCUGUCGGUAUUGAACGAUAAGCCGUUGCCGCCGAAAGGGUGUACCGUAAGGCAUGGAAAAGUCGCAGAAUUAGUAGGAAAUUUACAGAAAAAUUUAUAUACUGCACAAGAUGAUACUCUUUAUAAGAAAAUGGCUCCAUCUGUUCCUCCGAAGCCGCCGAAAAAGCAAAAUGAGAUGCCUCAGGUUCCAUUAAGUAAGCAAGUUACUUGUUCACGGGAACCGCUUUAUUCACAGCCCCUACUUGGUUCGGAGAAACCAUUUGGCGCGUCCGUUCUUUUUCGUAAGAACCAAAACUUUGACCGUGAAGUUUCCGGAAAAGCCAGCACUAGUAAAUCAACUUUGGACAAUCCAGCUGUAUUGGAACAGCAACUAGAAGCCCUGGCGUAUCACAAGCUUCAAAUGGAAAAGAAAGGCCUCUUAGGACUACAAAUGCAAUCAACAAAAUCUACCACAAGUAUUCCAAAGUUAUCAUCUAACUCCUUGGGCAACAGUAUUAUCUACAGUAACUUAAAAAUGCCGUCUGAUAGUACACCACAAACAGAAAAUAAACCGUUAACAUUUGGGUGCCCGUCUUCUGAACCCGCCACACUUUACUCCAAUAUUAAUUCAGCAGAUACAAACACUAAUGCCAGUGUGUCAUCGCUGCGUUCCUUACCUAGAAUGAUUUCCGUCUGUACUAACUCAUUGUCAGAGAAGGAAAGAGAAGAAGAUAUGCCGCCCCCUCCUAGCCCUGUAAGUGCUGUUAGCUCUUCCUAUAGCGAGCUACGACGUGCCACCAAUUUGUUCAACAAGCCAAUGGAUUUGGUCGAAAAUGAUUUAAAACUUCUGCCACCGCCCAAAUCAUGUAUUAAUGCUACAAACAACUGUUCAAGUCAAUAUUCGAUGCUACAUAACGCAAUGAUUAAGAGUUCAUCGACAUAUGAUUCAAUCUAUGAGCCUAUAAAUCCUCGCCCACCUGGCGAUUUGCUGUCCCGUGCAAGUUACAAUAUGUAUGAUACAUAUGUAAAUGAUAACAACAUUGGGAGUAGAUCCUGUGAUUCCAAUUCUUUGACAGCAAUUGAUUUGAAAAAGCCACUAUUUGUAAGAGGCGGUGCCCUGCCUGAAUGUUACGAUGAGCAAAAUACUUAUCAAAAUAAAAAUUCGAAUGAUUGUGGUAUGGGACUCUGUGCUGGCGAUCCAACUCACCAAACACAUGAAUUUGAAAAUUAUGGUCGGUGCGUCAAAUGCAAUAAGCGAGUGCUGGGGGAAAGCAGUGGUUGUACGGCAAUGGAUCAAAUUUACCAUAUAUCCUGUUUCACAUGCACAGACUGCCAAAUAAAUCUUCAGGGUAAACCAUUUUAUGCCCUGGAGGGUAAACCAUACUGCGAAUAUGACUAUUUGCAAACUCUUGAAAAAUGCUCAGUUUGCAUGAAGCCCAUUUUGGAGAGAAUUCUCAGAGCUACUGGAAAACCGUACCAUCCGCAAUGCUUUACAUGUGUUGUGUGUGGGAAAAGUUUGGAUGGUUUAUUGUUCACCGUUGAUGCCACUAAUCAGAAUUAUUGCAUUACCGAUUUUCAUAAAAAAUUUGCCCCACGUUGCUGCGUUUGCAAGGAACCAAUUAUGCCUGAGCUAGGGCAAGAAGAGACAGUACGAGUGGUGGCCUUGGACCGUAGCUUUCACUUGGAAUGCUAUAAAUGCGAGGACUGUGGACUCUUAUUAUCAUCCGAAGCUGAUGGUCGUGGGUGCUAUCCUUUAGAUGAUCAUAUCCUUUGUAAGAGCUGCAACGCCCAACGUGUUCAAGCUUUAACGAAUCGUAUGACAACGGAGCAUUAAAUCUAGCAUUAUAUCUUAUUCACCGAUAAACAAAUAGUCGAAUUUGUUUUCAUUCCAUACAUAUUACUUAUUCGUUAUUAUUUUAUCGCAAAGCUAUGAAACCAAAAAUAUUCGUACUUAUUCAUAGAGCCGUAUAUACCUAUUAGUUGAACCCGCCGCGACUUUGUACAUGUGCAAUUAUUUAAAUAAACAUACAAAUUUUUUAAGCUAUAUA
Drosophila obscura is the source of this 2713-nucleotide messenger RNA. Its product is annotated as lipoma-preferred partner homolog. The transcript is spliced from 8 exons. Gene Ontology annotation, cellular component: focal adhesion; stress fiber. The coding region runs from base 658 to 2499 and encodes 613 amino acids. The record is from RefSeq and is a predicted model, not a curated record. Lineage: Eukaryota; Metazoa; Arthropoda; Insecta; Diptera; Drosophilidae. Gene Ontology annotation, biological process: cell-cell adhesion.